AGAGGAGAAUAGUAGCAGAUUCUAAACAGUUGUUUUCAGUUGAGGUUGUGUCUGUCGCGUUGGUAGAAGAUGGUGUCAUCAGCUGGCAUCUGUAAAUGCUGGAAACAAGACCUUUAAUUUGCCUCACAAGAGGAGAAGACUACGGUAAAUGAGCAGUUGCCUUCUAGAAACAUGGAAAGCUUGAGAACUGAAAGACAGAAAUACCCUCAGAAGCUUGAUGUGACACACACUAGAAUCUGUCCAUGGAUAGAAACUGAGGCAAAAACUUGGAAUGAGUUGCGAGAGUCUCUAGCGAUGCUCAAAGCUGCCAAGAAGAUGCGCUGUAGGAUUCAGAGGAUUGAACUUGAAAAUUCCAAUUUAGUCGUCACAAUUGAAAAACAAGCAAGAGAAAUGGAAGUACUUGGUGAAAAACUGAUACAUGCAGGAAUCAGUGUGGCGGAAGCAGCACCGGAAGGAGAACCGAGGGAAACAAGGGAGGAUGUUGCUGCAUCGUGGAGUCAGGUGGAGCUGAUGGCGCUCACAUCUGAGCUCGCUAAAGUGAGAAUGCAAGACGAUUCUUGUAAAAUGGAAGUGCAAAAAUACAAGGAACUCUAUCUAAAAGAACUAAGAAGUAAUAAUGCUGUACUCUCAAGUCUUCAAAAUAGGACUUGCAAGCAUCCAGAGCGGUCAUGCUCAAAUCAUGAGGAGGAGAUGCAAUGGGAGAGCUCUUCAAUGAUGGCUCUUGUAGGGCCCCACCCCGAGUGCCCCCAAAUGCCAUAUCUAACAAGCAGCACCGUGGAGCCACAGGGAAAUGUGCCCCAGUCCUCCCAGUGCCCAGAAGCCCGAUGUGAAUUCAUGGACAAUCCCAGAAGCUGGUCUGAAGAUAAGGAGAAAGUAUGGCUUGAACUGAUCAGCUCAGUACGUUCUCUACUCUGUGCUUUGCAUCGAGAAACCAGGAGGACUAAAGAGUUACAAAAAGAGCUAGCCAAAAUGAAGAAGAUCUUUAACAUGCCCCCAAAAGAAGGGUGUGGACAUGAAGGCAGAAGACAUAGUUGUCGUGAGGUCUCAAAAGUCAGCCAAGCUGAAAUGGGUGUUCCAGGUGCCAUGCGAAGACUUGAGGGAGACAUAACAACUGCAAAGAGCUUAGUGUGUGUUCAUGAGACUCCAGGUGCCUCAUUCCUAACUCAGAUGGAACUUGAAAUGAAACGUAUCAAAUCUGCCAUCGCUGAAGUGAACACCCAAGAAUGCUUGGUUAAAAAAGAGCUGGAAGUAACUAAGCAGCUUUACCGAGGAGAGUUAGAACACAUAGACAGUGUGUCAUUGGAGCGGAAUGUGUAAAUGGAGAGGAGCCACAGCAAGAGAAGCCUGGGCCUUGCUACAAAAGCACAAUCGCAGAGAACACAGCUCAUGAUAUUAAUAGACUGCAGAAGUAACUGGACAGUGUAAUUCUCAAAAAUAUUUUGAUAAAUGAGCUUCCUCUAAAAUGCUAGUCCGGGACAGUUUUUCUUCCUCCAUUACAUAUGGCAUUUCCCACCUUAAUAUUCUUACAUAGUUGAUUUAAUUGAUUUGAUCUUUAAUUGUUUGUGUUAUUAUAAGUUGUAUAAUUAUAGGUUAAUUUUCAGAGUUCCAAUAAAUAUAAAGAC
Mastomys coucha (southern multimammate mouse) is the source of this 1622-nucleotide messenger RNA. RefSeq names its product ankyrin repeat domain 26 (gene Ankrd26). Bases 172 to 1317 code for a protein of 381 amino acids. NCBI's taxonomy places the organism in Eukaryota, Metazoa, Chordata, Mammalia, Rodentia, Muridae. The transcript has 9 exons. The record is from RefSeq and is a predicted model, not a curated record.